ACAAACGUGCACUGCAAGCCAGUGUCAUCGGAGUUCAUUCAUACCGAUAAGGUGGGUUCGUCUUUUAAUUAAAACACUAGUUAAUAAGAACGCCAAGUCGUUUGUAUUACGUUGCAAUUUUUGACGUAGACAUAGUGUAUCAUAUAUUUGAGCACAUAUUUGGAACACACUGGAUCUACCGUAUAAUAUUAAUUUCUGACAGGGAAAUUGACGAUUGUCUACUCACUGUACCGACGCCACACUUACACCAAAUAAUAAUAAUCAAAAGAAGAAAAGAAGAAAACAGUUUUGAAAUAAAAGUCAAGGUUAUAUUUUUACAAAUUAAUUACUUCUUGCAGAUUUUUUUAGAACAUCUCCCUUCCUUUUCUACGUACUUAUUAGUCAAUUUAUAAUCAUAUACCGAGAACUGGUGGUGAGUCAGCAUUUCCUAGGGCAAAAAAAUGGGACCUAACAUCACAUUUCACUCUGCUUCGUGCUUCUUUGAGAUGUCUGUUUGACGAUUAAGUAUUUAUCUACUAAUGUCUUCCUCAAGGUAGAGUACAAUGAACUGCAUGCCCGUUUCCUCAUCCUCAUCGCCAAAAAUACCUAGCCCCAAAUUCUUCCUGGCAAGAUGUUAGUCAUUCUCUCCAUAAAUUCCGAGAUGUUGUUCACUGACUCACUUCUUCCCUGACUCACUCCUUGGCCUUGUCUUGAUCGAAACGACACUGCGACGGCAUGGGCUUCACUGUGAGGAUAGCCGUGAUCCUUCUCUUGGUCACUUCGCUACUUCAGACCCUGCGACCUGCGGAGGGAAAGCCCCUGUCUCCUCCCGGGACAGAUUUAGACGGUGCCUCAGCACGUCAUGCGCUGACAAGGCGAGAAGACAGACCGGUCUUGUCGCGCAGACGCCGCGGUGUCACGGCCUCGGCAACCCCUCCCCCCGCCGAUCCUCCCCGUCACCACGGCCGGUACCUCUCCCAACCACCGCUGCCUGUCGACGACGGCUACAACGAGCGGUCUAUGUGUCAAUGGAGGUAUGAAGACAACGUCCAAUCCAACCGUUUCCCGUCGACGCUGAAGGUAGCUGUGAAGGAGUACACGGGUUCCCGGUGCCGCGACCCUGCCACGGGGGCGCCUCGGGCCGACCUCGCCUGCCUCCCGAUCGACUACGAGCUGAACGUCCUGCGGAGAAACAGCGAGGGCGAGUGGCAGGAGUCGGUGGAGUACGUGACUAUCGGCUUCACGUGUGCCGGAUCGAACACACGCUAGUGCUUGUACUACAAUCCUGGAUACCAGGCUGUUUCUAAGGUCUACACAGGCCAGCUUCUCGGCUCAGUGUUAAUAUGCCCCAAGGAAAGACAUUGAGAGGGGUCUAACUCGGGGAGGGCUGUAAUGACAUUUCCUCGGGGCCAUGUUGUCCCUAGAGCCGAAGAACUGGUCUGUGCAGACCCUGGAAACACUCUAGAACCCAGGCUACUGCACUAGCGCCCACAUUUACCUAUGGCAAAUAUCCACAAGCCAUGAGGCAGAACCUUCCGAUAGAUAUGUGGUGAUGAUUCACCAGAAAUAAAAACUUUCAGUCACGUUGACUAAUAUCCUUGGGAACAGUCCCAGUAUGAAGUAGUUGCCUUCAUUGCAGCGUUUUAAUCAUUUUUAGCUGCUGGAUAGUUGGUUUUUAACUUCUUCUUUUGCUUCUGGUGCAAUGUUGUUGUUUAAGGUAAUGAAUAUGCUACCAAGUCAUAAAUUAUCUGUAGUAAUUUUCUACUGUACACUAAAUAUAUAAUCUUUAAUUUCUCACCCUCGGCUGGCCAAUAUAAUUAUUGACAAUAGGGCAAAUGACAAUCAUUUUAAAAAAUCCAGUAAUCUUGUUAGAGUUUGAAGACGUACUGAUCGCAUUUUCUGAUGCCAUCGGCGAAUGUGCCUUUGAUAGAAAUGGUAUGCACAUGGAAUAAAGUGGGAAAAGUC
Messenger RNA from Branchiostoma belcheri (Belcher's lancelet), 1944 nucleotides. RefSeq lists its product as uncharacterized. Gene Ontology annotation, cellular component: extracellular region. The transcript has 3 exons. Gene Ontology annotation, molecular function: cytokine activity. Lineage: Eukaryota; Metazoa; Chordata; Leptocardii; Amphioxiformes; Branchiostomatidae. The record is from RefSeq and is a predicted model, not a curated record. The coding region runs from base 715 to 1248 and encodes 177 amino acids.